Messenger RNA from Panicum virgatum (switchgrass), 1116 nucleotides. RefSeq names its product L-ascorbate oxidase homolog. The transcript has 3 exons. The record is from RefSeq and is a predicted model, not a curated record. Gene Ontology annotation, molecular function: oxidoreductase activity; copper ion binding. Bases 11 to 682 code for a protein of 223 amino acids. NCBI's taxonomy places the organism in Eukaryota, Viridiplantae, Streptophyta, Magnoliopsida, Poales, Poaceae.
CGAGGAUGGCAUGGCCGGCACGACGUGCCCGAUCCCGCCGGGCGCCAACUUCACCUACAUCAUGCAGGCCAAGGACCAGAUCGGCACCUACUACUACUUCCCCUUGCUCGCCUUCCACAAGGCUGCCGGCGGCUUCGGCGGCAUCCGCGUCCUCGGCCGCCCCCAGAUCCCCGUCCCCUUCCCGCCGCCCGCCGCCGACUACACCGCCCUCAUCGGCGACUGGUACAGGGCCAACCACACCGACCUGAGGUACGUUCUUGACAGCGGCAAGGCGAUCGGCUUCCCUGACGGCCUGCUCAUCAACGGCCGGGGCCCCAACGGCUACACCUUCACCGUCCAGCCUGACAAGACGUACCGCUUCCGGAUCACCAACGUGGGCCUGGCCGCCUCCCUCAACAUCCGGUUCCAGGGCCACACCAUGAAGCUCGUCGAGGUGGAGGGCUCCCACACCAUGCAGACCACCUACUCGUCCCUCGACGUGCACCUCGGCCAGUCCUACUCCGUGCUCCUCACCGCUGACCAGCCCGCCUUCGACUACGCCGUCGUCGUCUCCACGCGCUUCACCACCAAGAUUGUUGGGGAUUGGACCUUCGGGUCAACCCCUCACCCUCGGAAAUGCUCCCUAACAUAUUUGCAGGGUCCCAACGAGAUGGAGCCAAGCAUACCCAAAGGUAUCGGAUGAACACUAAGAAGCGCAAGCGCAAAGACCAUGACCUUCGAUACGAAGAAUAUCACCUUCCGUGGACUGAAGGUGACGGAUGGCUGCCCAGAAGCGCAAGCAUAAACACAGGAACCUUCGGCUACGAAGGAUAUCGCCUCCUUUCGGCCGAAGGUGACGAAGGGUUGCUCAGAGGCACAUGUUCGAAGACCAGGACCUUCGGGUAAAGGGAUCAACUUCGGGAACGAAGGUGGCGGCUGAUUGCUCGUUGAUAGAACCUUCACGGCUCCGAUCCCCAGAGGUCCCCGAAGGUUGUCAAAACCUUCGUCAGCUGUAGAUAUGUGUGUAAAACAUGAACACGUGAGAAUGUCGGAUUUGUACACCUCUCGGUUACGUGAGAAGGUCGGAUUUGUAAACCUCUCACCUUGUAAUUUUACCCCGAAGACGGCUAGAAGUGA